This is a messenger RNA of Parathielavia appendiculata, 1341 nucleotides long. RefSeq lists its product as uncharacterized. The record is from RefSeq and is a predicted model, not a curated record. The transcript is spliced from 2 exons. The coding region runs from base 175 to 1341 and encodes 388 amino acids. NCBI's taxonomy places the organism in Eukaryota, Fungi, Ascomycota, Sordariomycetes, Sordariales, Chaetomiaceae.
GGGAGCCCCAUUACUCUGAAUCCAACAAUAGCCAUGAUCCCUAAUCCAGCGCAUCCAGCAAAGAAUCGCUCGCCAUUUCACUUGUUUCUAGAAAAGACAUCGGCAUCUCACCUGUCACAAUACAGAAGCAAAGCCCGUCGAGGUUGAGGAGGGACACGUUCAGAAGUACGCGCAAUGGAGCCAUCCAGUCCCCAGCAGGCCAACAAGCUGCCCGAUGACGACGACGGUUGGGAAUACGAAUAUUCGACGACGGAGACAGAGACAUAUUACCUCACCCUCGACCUGUCCAUCCGCGACUUCCUCGAGCGCCGAACCGACAUCGUCCACAACACUAGAAGCGGCUACCGAGUAUGGUACAAUCCCCUCUUCAAUGCGCCCGACCCACAAAUCUCGAACCCGGAUCUUCUCGACGACAAAGAUGCCGAUGAUGGAGAGCCGCCCGAGCGCGAAGAGCUGGACCUCGAUACGAUCGGCAUGCCGCAGCCUCAAGACCAGCCCGAACCUCCAAUAGACCCUAUGCUCCAAAAUACUGCCGAGAAGGAUGGGCAAUUCGACGCCCAUGCAGUCGAGAAACCGGCAGAGGAGAUCCAAAUUCUGGAACUCCACUCAAAGGAGCCCGUUGUGUCUUACCGUAACCAUGUCUUCCGCGGUUCGUGGUGUGAAAACAUUGGCACAGAAAUGAUCUUCACUCCGCACGACGACAGCGCGCCUCUGCCGGCACUGCGCCACCUCCCGCAGAACAUGGACCUGCUCGCGGCAAGCGCGACGCGUAUCAACUUCCGCGAGGCGAUAUUUGUGUCCAAGGAGCGAGAUUCGAUAGCCAACCGGAUAUUUUUGGGUUUUGGAUGGACCGAGGAGGACAUUCCCCACCGAUACAAGAGAAACGGAGGAAUCUACGUCCACGUAGGCGGCGACAAGAGCGGCCAGCGACAGCCGCAAGCGCAUUUUCUCGAGGAUCUGAUCGCGCUGAAACGCAAGCGCGGCGAAACAGACGAGGUCACGAUACAACCGUUGGAGACCAGACAGAACAAGCUCAUGAUUGAAGACGAAGAGGAAGAGCGCCGGCGCAGAAAGCUGCAAGUCGAUAAUGCAAGGAGUAUUAGGUGGCGCGACAAGAGGCGGGUAGAGAGAGAACUCGGCUUGAGAUCGCCGGAGAGGACCUACAUCCCAAAGGUUGGGGGAAGGGGGAGAUGGCCAAAGAGGGCCAGACGGGCAGCGCUGAUACGUCGCGACAGCGGUGCUAUAUCGCGGUAUGGUCCCAGGACGACCGAGAGGCUACCAAGCACCUCGACUCCGACGCCUGCACAUUGGGACGACAUUUCGGGUGCCCAUAAUCGCUGA